Molecule: messenger RNA, 1959 nt
Organism: Saprolegnia parasitica CBS 223.65
Lineage: Eukaryota; Oomycota; Saprolegniomycetes; Saprolegniales; Saprolegniaceae
Exons: 1
Coding region: 10-1938 (642 amino acids)
Source: RefSeq, a predicted model, not a curated record
GUCGUCGCCAUGAACAGGUUUGUCGAUACGUUCCGGAGCAUGUUCAAGGACAUUGAGCGCACGACGUUGCAGCGGCCGGUCCGAACCUCGGACGAGCCCGCGCUACAGAUGGCCGCCGUGCGCCGGGCGAAGCGCCGGUCGCACUACUCGGACGUGCUAUCGACGACGUUUCCCAACACGCCAACACGGGCGUCCGACGACGCCGAGCACGCCAAACACAGCCAGAUCCUCGAGUUCCUCUUGCAGUCGUUCGACGCGACGUGCGACGAGUCGCAUGCGCACGUCCUGCAAGCGCUCGAGCUCUGCGGGCGGCUCUCGGCCGUGGUGGGCGCGGGCCGCGUCGCCAAAACGCAGCUUGAGAUGGCCUUCAUGGCCAACGUCGUUGCGCUCGCGUACCUUGGCGACGAAGGGCUACAAGCCAUCGUCAUUGCGCAGCUCGAGGCCGCGACCGCUGCCCACGACUGGUUCCGCGUCCCAUCCUCUUCUUCUUCGCCGAUGGCCAAGUACCCAAAGUGGGUGCCCAUGGCGCAUGCGCCGACCGCGCCGUCGUUCGAGUCGAGCGUCCUGGCCUUUAGCAUGCUCGCCAAGCUUUCGCCGAACGACAUGAAGAAGGGGCCGCCGAUGUCGCGCGACGUCGACGCGCUCCUCGGCAAGCUGGUGCUCGAUGGCGAGUUUUACACGCUCUUUCUCGCCUCGGUCCUCAACCAAAGCCGAAGCAGCGUCACUGAGACCAACGACUGGAAGCGCGUCGUGCCGCACCACGACCGACUCGUGUACGUGGGUCUUCGGCUUCUCCACGAGUGCGCGUACGAGACGUGGGCCAUGGCGGGGCCGUCGCCACGCACGUACUUUGCCUUUACGAUGCGCGGCGUCAAGACCGCGAUGCUCAAGGGGCUCAUGCUGCUCUUGAAUCCCAAGCUGACCUACCUCACGCUCCUCGCGCUCCUCGAGGCGACUAAUGUCAAUAACGAACGCAGCGUGGGCCACUGCCUCCACCAGCUCGAAGAGUGGUUCAUGCGCCUCACCGAGUACAAGUUUGAUUUGAUGGCGACCGUCCGCGAUUACGACAAGGACUUUUCGUGGAUCUUCGCCAUCAAGCUCUUGCUGCUCUCCGACCACAUGGACAUUCUCAAGAAGACGCUCUUGUUCCUCUACAACGUGCUUCCGAUGCUGCCCGACACGCUCCGGACGCUCAUCAUGCGCGUCCUCCUGCACCGCCAUUUUGAACUCUUUCUGCAUUGGCAGCGCGACGUCCGGCGCUUCUACCAGCAUGUGCUCGUCUACCGACUCUGCCCGGGCGCCCACCGCGUCUUCCUCUUCUCGAUGACCGAUAGCUUGCUCGCCAAAGUGGACGGCGAGCAUGAACUCAGCUUCUUCAACUACGACGCGCUCGCACCGGGCAUGGAGAGCCUCCUCGACGACGAGCGUGCGAAAUGGACCUUCUUUGACGUCCUCAUUCUCUCGCUCUGUCUCCGCGAGCGCGAGCGCGCGCACGAGGCCAAUAAAGAGCAGCGCCGCGCCGCCGACCUCGCGGCGGCCCGUGUUGCGACGCUUCAGAAAGACUUGCACAACUGCUCGCAGAGCCGCGUGAGUGCGUCGUUUGCGCGCGAGUGCAUGUCGGCCAAUGCCACCACCGACGUCGAAGAGAAGCUCGCGGCCGAAGUCGACCGGCUCCGGUUGCUGCAAGCGUCACUGCCGUACCUGCGCGUGACGCCGCAAGACCACGAGUUUGAGCUGGCGGUGGCGAGCAGCAACGUCGAUCGGUUCUUUACGCCGCGCGAGGGCAUUGAGUGGAAGCACCUCCAGCAGUAUGCGCGCGUCGCACUUCUCGAGUAUACCAACGUGCUGCAGUCGUACUAUGCGCAGUGCUCGCGGCACCACGCGACCGGUCGCUUUGAUGUUGCGCGCUUGCCUCUCGCACCGGAACUCACCUUUUAAUCUAAUCUUUUGUCGUGUGUA